ACACUUCUUAAAUAGAGUGGAUAACGAAUCAUUACGUUCCGUGUGACCAUUGGCAAGCGUUGGUGGGUGAGGUUGUAGACGUGAACCAUGAGUGACGACAAUUCAUCGCCCGAAUCUGUGUCGGAUCCAGAGGCCAAUGAGGAUCAGCCACCACCUAAAGAGGCUAAAGCGCCAGCAGGAGAAGGGGCGGCACCUCGAGCCAAAGGAGGAUCAAGCACGUGGUUCAUUAUAGGCUUCGUUGUACUACUUGUUGUUGUUGGAGCACUUGUAAUCUUCUUCGUAGCCGGCGGACUGAAUCCUUCUGGAGGUGCAAAUAGCACAGAUACAAGCAUGCCAGAUGAGCUAGGUACGGGUGGAAUGACGCAAAUGUCGGCUAUGACUACCGCAGGAGGUGAAGGUGCACCAAAUGCUAUGCUUCGUGCUUACGAAUCUCUGUCAGAACCUGUUUACUCGCAACUAGCUUUCACAGAACAACGUUCUAUGUAUACUGACCAAGACAACAGAUGUCCGUAUGAGAUGUUUACUGUGGGAGCACAGGUGAUAGAGUUUCGAGGAACGAUAUGGAACAAGAAUCUCGACAUACACCCCGUUCUUCAAGGGUCAGACCCCGAGGACCACUUCAUGACGGACAUAAUAGUUCGACUAGACAAGCGCGAUCUGCGUGAAGACAAGGGAGCGUAUGUAGCGAUAGUACUUCCCGCGACACCGAAGAAUACGACCUUGUUUUUCCAUUUCAAUGGCUGCAUGAAAGUUCCUGUACAUAUCGAGACGAUGAACAACGUAGACGCCCAUCUCCCUCGAAUAAGGUACAAGGUCGUUCAGAUGAUGAAACAACAGAAGCACGAAAGUGUGUCGGAUAUUAAGUGCAGCGACUUGAUCGAUCCACGUGUCAAAGACCGAAUUGCGAUCCGCGUGUUACUCGAUUUUGCCUACGGUCGCAAAUCGCCAGAGCUAAGGGUAGUGCACUGCACGCUUCAAGACCGCAAGUGUCGCGUAAUUUACAAGGUUCAGGCCGACGGUUUAUCAACGAUAACAAGUCCCGCACGUGUGAUGAUUUUUUCUGGAAAACUUCCUUCUAAUACCGAUGACAAAAAACGCAAAACUUCGCCUGUGUUAGAGUCCUCCGUAGCCAUUGAAAGUUGGUGUAUGCCGAGCGACGGUGAUGGAUUUUUCCCCAAUCGCUUAAUGGUAAGCGAGGACAGUGAUAAUCCAGGUGGCUUCGUUCCGCCCGAUGGCACUGCAAAUCGGCGAUGGUUUGAUUGAUCUGUCGAUCAUAUUAGUCAAUCGCUAAUCUAAAGUGCAUUAUCAACCAACACCAUUUGCUUGCUCCUGGUCAUCUUGAUUCCCACCUCAGAUUGCUUCUUACGUGAUCAGUUAACCCGGGGUAUCACUUGUCUCGAUAUAGCGUUCUUUCUUCAAAAGGCUGCGAAUUUGAUCUGCCUGUUGAUUUGUCUACAGCCCGACCCUACUAAGACAUUCCCUUCGUCUAACAAUAAAUGGCUUUGAAGCCGAAGUUUCUACUUCCUAC
Varroa destructor (honeybee mite) is the source of this 1528-nucleotide messenger RNA. RefSeq lists its product as uncharacterized. The record is from RefSeq and is a predicted model, not a curated record. Lineage: Eukaryota; Metazoa; Arthropoda; Arachnida; Mesostigmata; Varroidae.